Messenger RNA from Poecilia latipinna (sailfin molly), 982 nucleotides. RefSeq names its product profilin 2a (gene pfn2a). NCBI's taxonomy places the organism in Eukaryota, Metazoa, Chordata, Actinopteri, Cyprinodontiformes, Poeciliidae. Gene Ontology annotation, cellular component: cytoplasm. The coding region runs from base 265 to 684 and encodes 139 amino acids. Gene Ontology annotation, biological process: regulation of actin filament polymerization; positive regulation of actin filament bundle assembly; actin cytoskeleton organization. Gene Ontology annotation, molecular function: actin binding. The transcript has 3 exons. The record is from RefSeq and is a predicted model, not a curated record.
CGCGUGCUGCCAUAAAACGCCAGGGAGCUCAUUGUGCGGAGUGAUCUGAUACGGACUACACCCAGCCGCCGCCUCACUGCCCUGGCUUUCUUUGCUGCCCCAGCCUUCGCGUUGGUCAACGUCGAAGUGUGGGUUAGAUUGGAGACUCUAAAUUAGCCUGGAGAUAUCUUUCACCUUCCCGACUCUGAAUCUUUUUUGGUAACAUUACCCGCGAAGCUAUAGUCUUUUUUAUAUAUAUAAAUUUAUAGCGUCAAUUUCUUGAAUAUGUCUUGGCAAAGCUACGUGGAAAACCUGAUGGCCGAUGGCAGCUGUCAGGAUAGCGCCAUUGUUGGGUAUACAGACGCCAAAUAUGUUUGGGCAGCGCAUGCCGGUGGUACAUUCAACAAUAUCACGUCUCAGGAAAUUGAUGUCCUUGUCGGAAAGGACAGGGAGUCGUUUUACACAAAUGGUCUCACUCUGGGCUCAAAGAAGUGUUCCGUCCUUAGAGACAGCCUCCAGGAUGAUGGCGACUGGACGAUGGACAUCCGGACAAAGAGCCAGGGAGGAGAACCUACAUAUAACAUUUCUGUAGGCAGAGCUGGAAAAGUUUUGGUUCUUGUAAUGGGCAAAGAAGGGGUCCAUGGAGGCGGCUUGAAUAAGAAGGCUUACUCAAUGGCAAAAUACUUGAGGGAUUCGGGCUUUUAAUGCUUUCAAGCUCACAUAGAUCCAAGUUGAGGGACAAAAAGAAGAGAAAAAAAAUAUUGCUGUUAAGAUUUCUCCUGCAAGCAGUCAAAUGUUUUGGAAACAUUUAAUAGCAGUGAAGAGUGAUAAGAUACUGUGUCACCUUUGUUCUCACCCCUUCAUCCUGUAUGGGGAGGGGGCGGGGCUCUUCUGUUUUGUUCAUUUGUCUAUUUUUUUUUUAUUUAUAUUUUUUUCCCCUUUGUGCUCCAGUAUUGGUUUUAGUCAUGGGAAAGGAGGCGGUCCAUGGUGGAAAUCUUAACAA